Messenger RNA from Brachypodium distachyon (stiff brome), 1863 nucleotides. RefSeq lists its product as uncharacterized. Gene Ontology annotation, molecular function: protein binding. The coding region runs from base 60 to 1040 and encodes 326 amino acids. NCBI's taxonomy places the organism in Eukaryota, Viridiplantae, Streptophyta, Magnoliopsida, Poales, Poaceae. The record is from RefSeq and is a predicted model, not a curated record. The transcript has 2 exons.
UAAAAUCGGAACGGUUUCCCCAAUCUCCAUAUCGAAGAUCCCUGGCCGCCGCCGGGCACAUGGACGACCAGACGGCGCGCCUGCCCGACGACAUCUUCGCCGAGGUCCUCCGCCGCGUGCCUCCGCGGUGGCUGGCGGCGUCCCGCUGCGUGUGCAAGGCCUGGCGCGCCGCCAUCGACGGCCGCCGUCUCCUCCGCGCCGAUCUGCUCCCGCUCUCCGUCGGCGGCCUCUUCUUCCACUUCAACGAGCACCUCUACCCAGAGUUCCUCUCCCGCCCUCCCUCCUCCGCCGCCGCCGCCCCUGCUCCCGUCAGCGGCAGGCUCGACUUCCUCCGCCGCGCCAACCCCAAAUUCUCCGGCGACCCCGACAAAUUCGGCCACUGGUGGGACGACGAAGCCGUCGACCGCUACGACUACAAGAUCCACCAUCACUGCAACGGGCUGCUCCUUCUUUCCCAAUGGGUAGUCAACCCUGCCACUGGAUGGUGGACCCCUCUGCCCCCGAGCCCGGCAAAGGAAGAAGAAGAAGAAAACGACGGCGUGUGGCACCACCGGUUCCUGGUCUACGACCCGACGGUGUCGCCGCACUUCGAGGUGUUGAUGAUCCCAUGCUUGAAGGACGUCCUCAAUUUUGUAAAGGAGAACGAAGAGAAUUCGGGAUGGAAUGGCCGCCGUCUCCUUGCAAGAUGCAUGUGUUCUCGUCGAGGUCGCUGGGAGGAGAGGUCUUUCGUCCGGGAAGGGGACGCCGCCGAGACACUUGGCAAGCAGCUCGCGCACUUGCUCGGGUCAAACGGCGCCGCCGUCUAUCUCCGAGGAACCCUUUAUGUACAUUGCAUGUCUGAUUUUAUUAUGAGGAUUUCCUUGACUGAUAAUACGUAUCGUGUGAUUAAGACGCCGGUGGAUACUACAGGGGAGGAGGGCUAUAUACAACUUGAUAUGGGAAGAUCAGAAAAGGGACUGUACUUUGCAUGGAUUCGUGACGGCUGGCUUCGGGUUUGGAUCCUUAAGGAGUCGUGUACUGUGAGGCCGAAUGGAUUUUGAAGCAUGAAAAUGACCUCAGCCCCAUGCUACAGCCUUACUUUUCUGACCGCUACCGCUCGGUUCACGGUCAUGGUCCUUGGGUUUUAGAAAAUAUUAACUAUAACUUAUUCCGUUCUCCCCAUUCUCCUAAAGAUGAUAAGAAAACAAUAGUUCAAGAGAAUCUAGAACGGGAGCGGGACAAUGGCCAUGAUGGUGUCGAAACUGAAGACACGGUUGAAGAUUUCUUCUCGAAAGACAAUGAGAACCGGGAUACUGGUCAUGGUGUUGUUAGAAGUGAAGACAUGGUUGAAGAUCUCUACUCGGAAGAUAACGAGAAAGCAAUAGUUGUGGAAAAUGUCAAUUUGAACUUUAUCAAUGACGACACACUUGGAAAAGGAGACAUGGUUGAAGAUUGCUGCUUAUUGGAUGACAUCGAGAAAGCUAUAGUCCGAAAGAACUCUGAAUGGAACUCCAACAUUGAUAAUUCUCUUGACAAUGGAGAUCAUAAAGACAAAGAGUAUUCUUACUGGGAGACGGAGAUACUCGGGUUUCACCCAUAUAAAGAAAUUAUCUUCUUGAGCAAAUCAUUCCAAACAGGACUGGCCUAUCAUUUGAAUAGCUCGAAGAUGGAAGUCUUAGGAAACAUAUACCCCCGCGAGUAUGGAACUUUCAAAGAGCUGAUUAAUGAAAUGGAGAGCUUCCAAUCUUCAUUCGUGUACACGCCAUGCUGGAUCAAAGAGUUCCCUGAUAGUCAGUGAAGUUCAUCUUAGAUAUUCGAGCAACGGAAGAAACUGUUUCCACAUGAUGCUUGAGCCAUCUGUGUCUGUAUGUAUGCAGGACCAUU